Hyaloscypha bicolor E is the source of this 360-nucleotide messenger RNA. RefSeq lists its product as uncharacterized. Lineage: Eukaryota; Fungi; Ascomycota; Leotiomycetes; Helotiales; Hyaloscyphaceae. The record is from RefSeq and is a predicted model, not a curated record. The transcript has 4 exons. The annotation marks the transcript as partial.
UGUUAUGAUAAGUGUGGAGUGUCCUUCCCACCCCCAGAAGCUUACAUCUCACUCCCAAGGGCCCUGCAAGCAGGCCAUGGUAAUAUAUAUCCCAGAAUAUACCCCCUACUUGUAUAUUGCCUCCUUCCCUACCACACUCUUGUUUCGCACCGUAUCCCACUUAAUAACCUUCCAGAUUACGACCACCGCGUACGCCUUGUGCUCUAAAGGUGGCUCUGCCGGCGGGGGUGUGAAGCGUGGCAGGAAGCUCUCUUUGCAGGGGCGAGGGGAACAUCGCUUUGUCGCUGUAGUAAUUCGUACCGUAUCGAGGUCGAUUUCGAUCGUAAUUAUUGCAUUGCUACCAUAUGUCACGAUAUGGUG